AUGGCUAGUAAUGGAAAUUCAAUUCCCGAUUAUCUAGACAAAAAUAGUAUAGAGUGGGUACCAUUAACACUAACAUUGGUAGAAUAUCCUAAAGACGACUUAUUUGGCAAAUUUCUAGCUCUAAUCAGCCUAGCUCCGUUCGGAAUAGGUUCCGGUUUCAUAGCUUUAAUUCUAUUCAGGAGGGAUUUGCACACAAUAACGUUUUUCUUGGGAACGAUCGUUUCCGAAUUAUUAAAUUACAUUCUAAAACACAUAAUAUGCGAAGCUAGGCCUUUACGAAGGGAAGGAGUCCAUGUCGAAUAUGGCAUGCCUUCAUCUCAUGCACAAUUCGUGUGGUUUUUUGCCACAUACGUCAUAUAUUUUGUGUACAUAAGACUUCAACACAUGAACAACAACACCAUCAUUCAGAGUCUAACAAAAUUCCUGAUACUAUCCGCAUCUAUAUCUAUGGCUGUUCUAGUCAGCAUAAGUAGAGUAUAUUUAGAAUACCACAGCCUGUCCCAGGUGCUGUACGGGGCCCUGCUGGGCGUCCUGUUCGCCACGCUGUGGUUCGCUCUGACCUAUCUGGUGCUGGCCCCGUCGUUUCCGCAGGUGGUGUCGUGGAAAAUAUCGGAGCUGCUGCUGCUGCGGGACACUACGUUGAUACCCAAUGUGCUGUGGUUCGAGUACACGAACGCCAGAAGCGAAGUGAGGGCUAGAAGGAAAAAAUUGGUCAGCAUGAAAUCCCAAUGA
This is a messenger RNA of Phyllotreta striolata, 732 nucleotides long. The record is from the annotation of a GenBank genome assembly. Lineage: Eukaryota; Metazoa; Arthropoda; Insecta; Coleoptera; Chrysomelidae.